AUGCAGCCAACAUACCAGCCGCCAAUGAACGGCCAGCACGCGCCUCAGCCGCAGGCCUCUGGGGCUCCGCCGCCUCCUCUGCAGCAGCCCCCCCCGCCGCCGCAGUACUACCAGGCGCCGCCGCAGUACUACCAGCAGGGACCCCCGCCGGCUAUGUGGGGCCAUCCGCAGCAGCAUAUGCCUCCGCAGUACGCGCCCCCGCCGCCGCAGUACGCGCCUCAGCCUCCUCAGCAGUACGCGCCGCCGCCGCAGCAUUACGCGCCGCCGCCGCCGCAGUACGGAGCGCAGAUGGCUGGCGGGCCGCCUUCCGGAGGCGAGGAUAUCAGGUCGCUGUGGAUCGGAGAUCUCCAGUACUGGAUGGAUGAGACCUACCUCUACAACGCCUUUGCUCCUGUGGGGCCGCAGCAGGUCACCUCAGUGAAAAUCAUCCGCAACAAACAUACUGGGCAGCCCGAGGGUUAUGGUUUUAUUGAAUUUCAAUCUCGAGCUGCUGCGGAAUAUGCUCUGGGGACCUUUAAUGGGCAGAUGAUGCCUAAUGUUGAACAAGUUUUUAAGCUAAACUGGGCUUCUUGUAGUGCUGGUGACAAGCGGGGUGACGAUGGUUCUGAUCACACAAUAUUUGUUGGUGAUUUGGCUGCUGAUGUUACUGACGCCAUGUUGGAAGAGAUAUUCAAAGCCACCUACCCAUCAGUUAAAGGUGCUAAUGUUGUUACUGACAGGGCCACUGGUCGCUCCAAAGGAUAUGGUUUUGUACGCUUUGGAGAUCUAAAUGAGCAGACACGUGCUAUGACUGAGAUGAAUGGAGUGCCAUUGUCUACAAGACAAAUGAGGAUUGGGCCUGCAGCUAACAAGAAGAAUAUAGGUACUCAGCAGACAUAUUCAACUAAUGCAGGGUACCAGAGCUCUCAAGUAAAUGAGGCGGCGAAUGAUCCCAACAAUACUACAAUCUUUGUGGGCGGGUUAGAUUCCAAUAUAGAUGAGAACUAUCUAAGGCAAGUUUUUACUCCAUAUGGCGAAGUUGGUUAUGUGAAGAUUCCUGUAGGCAAGCGUUGUGGAUUUGUCCAAUUUACCAGCAGGGCGUGCGCUGAGCAGGCCAUCAGUGCGCUGAAUGGGUCUCAGAUUGGUAGUUCCAAUGUUCGCCUUUCAUGGGGCCGUAGCCAAAACAAACAGCCUCCCCAGCAGGAUGCAAACCAGGGUAAUGGCAACAGCUACUAUGGAUAUCAACAGGGUCCUGAUGCAUACUAUGGUGCACCCAAUGCGCAAGAUCCUAGCAUGCAAAACUAUGGAUACUCUGGUUAUGGCAGUUACGAGCAGCAACAGCAGCCAUCUCAGCAGCAGCAACCUCCACAGCAGCAGCCACCACAGCAGCAACAGCAGCAGCCCCCACAGCAGUGA
Triticum turgidum subsp. durum (durum wheat) is the source of this 1395-nucleotide messenger RNA. The record is from the annotation of a GenBank genome assembly. NCBI's taxonomy places the organism in Eukaryota, Viridiplantae, Streptophyta, Magnoliopsida, Poales, Poaceae.